Oncorhynchus kisutch (coho salmon) is the source of this 2183-nucleotide messenger RNA. RefSeq names its product protein hinderin. The record is from RefSeq and is a predicted model, not a curated record. Lineage: Eukaryota; Metazoa; Chordata; Actinopteri; Salmoniformes; Salmonidae. Bases 94 to 1974 code for a protein of 626 amino acids. The transcript has 11 exons.
AUGCACGUAAAAGUUGAAUCCGACCGCCAAUCAAAUCCCAAAGAAGAAGAACCUGGCAAUCCUUGGCAUUUUGUGAGUGGCGGUUGAUUCAAUAUGGCUGCGGCAGAAAUGGGAAAGAACGACUCAGGAUUUUUUUGGAUCAAUGACACAUCAGAUGAAGACCAACCUGUGGUGUUCAUUCCAGGAGUGAACAAAGAGGGACACUUUCGGACAGCUUUUAAGUCGGGCUCCUGGUCCAACAGCAGUGAAAGAAAGGUGAAAAUGAGGGCCAAAUAUGGCUGUCAGAUCCGAGGAGAGGCUCCUCUGAGAUGGGGCAAUAAAAAGCGAGGCCAGCCUCUUUCCCUGUCCUCUGUCUCUGAGUCCUCCAUGGGUAGAGGACAGCUCCAGAUCGCACCUGAAGCCACAGUCCCAUCCCCCAGCCCAGCCACUCGGCAGCAUCUCCUCACCACCUCGCAGGCACUCUCUGAGGUGACCCAGGCUAAGAGCAGGGCCUCUCUGAAGGACCUCUGUCCCGAGGAUAAACGGCGCAUCGCCAACCUCAUCCAGGAGCUGGCCAGAGUGAGUGAGGAGAAGGAGGAGUCGGUACAGAGGUUGAAGGAUGAACAGGAGAACUUUGAGUGCAAGAUUCUACAGCUGGAGCAGCAGAACCAGCUCAUUGUACAGGAGAGAGAGAGCCUACAGCAGCAGUACCGGGAGUGCCAGGAGCUGCUGGGGCUCUACCAGCAGUACCUCUCUCAACAGCAGGAGAAACUCAACCAGUCUAUCGCCCAGCUCAGCCACUCCCGCAGCUCCAACUCCCACAGAAAGGCCCCCAGCAGUGAGGUAGGCUCCACCAAGCCUAGCAGGGCAGAGAUUGCCACAGCCUGGGAUGGCUCCUACCUGGGCCUGCCCACUCCUGGAGGAACAGGGACAAACGGAGGAGGAAGAGAGAGAAGUGGCAGGGGAAGAGUCCCAUACCUCAGUCCCGCCUCUCUCUCAGACGACCUCCACUCAGCCACCUCCCCUCCCUACUCCUCCUCUAGCAACCAAUCCCAGGGACCAAUCAAAUGCCAGGGUUGCCGAGGAGUAGGAGCCCAUAGACGGGAACAUCUGGUCAAUGGGGGGUUUCGCCAUAGGGGGGCCACAGAAGAUCCUCGACUGGGCAACACCAGCCCACGGCUCCACAACAAUUCUGUUGAACCACCCGAAGACAGCAGAUGUCUACCUGGACCCCGGAGGUUACUACUCGAAGGGGACCCAGCAUGGCAGGGAGCAGGGUCAGAGAGGGACCUAACCGCUCCCCUCCUGGGCCGGGAGGACUGGGAGGAGAGGAGGCACCAGCUGCUCCUGCAGAAGCUGCAGCUGGAGGUGGAGAGGGAGCGACUGCAAGCGCGACUGGCGCAGCAGGAGGAGAGGCUGAUCAGACAGAACCAGCAGCUCCUCCACACACGCCUCGAUUACAGCAGGUUCCAGCAAGCCACUGCAGCUGAACUCGGCCACUCCAUGUCCAGAAACGGAACUGAUCCUUUACCCAAUGAACAUGUGUUACUCAGUGAAAUGAGAGGGUGUGACGAUGCAGAGAACUUGGGUGAGAGAGCAGAACAAGAAGCUCCUCCACUCAAAGACCAUACUGCACACAUCCCCCUGCAAAACUCCAUACAUUUACCUGAGCCCUGUCAUAACAAUUCCAGGAGGGAUAUGGCCACCUCUCUUGUGGUGUCCCAUAGCAGACUCGAAGCCACCCCAGCACCAGUGAUGCCUCCCGCGCUACGUAGGACUCCCGAUGCAAGGUUGGACUCCUCCUUGAUUGAGUUGUUGGAGAUCUUCAGUCCCAUCUCUGUGCCCAAGCGAGGCAACCCUCCCCGACGCCCGCCCCCCCUCAGUGCCCCCAAACCAGCCCACCAAGCUCUGCUCUCCCGUCCUGGCCCCUACCGGACCCCCCAGCAGGACCUGGAGGAGAGCCAGAUACUGGAAGAAAUCUUCUUCAUUUGCUGAGGGGGUGGGGGAUCCGGGGGUAGGUACCCUGAGAAAAAUAUGAAAAUUGAAAUCAAUCUUAAUAAUUAAAAUCAAGAUCAGUGCCUUCUGUUUGUCAUACAGUAUGAAGUUCCAAAACAAUCAUGAUUUUCAUUUAGUUCAUUAUACUAUUUUGUGUUUGUAAUGCAAUACUUUUUAAAUAUUUAAUAUAAAUAAACUGUAAUUUAAUA